This is a messenger RNA of Bradysia coprophila, 944 nucleotides long. Its product is annotated as putative thiopurine S-methyltransferase. NCBI's taxonomy places the organism in Eukaryota, Metazoa, Arthropoda, Insecta, Diptera, Sciaridae. The record is from RefSeq and is a predicted model, not a curated record. Gene Ontology annotation, molecular function: thiopurine S-methyltransferase activity.
GUGAUACAAAGAUGUUUUCAUUUCAAUAAGAACAAUUUGGUAUUGUGAUAAUCUUUCGUGCAUGUGUGAAUUAUUAACACAAUACGGCGAUCAUAGUGUUAUGACUACAGUGUCGAAGAAUGUGCAGCUAAUAUUUUUUCAUACACUUUCGACGUUCAUCACAAAAAACGGGUUCAAGAGUUGAAACAAGACAAUGGAAGACCUAGAUUUUGCGGGUAACGUUAACUACUGGGCCGAUCGAUGGGCACAAGAAAAAACUGGAUGGCAUAGGUCGGAUGUAAGUCGUCAACUAAUAGCAAAUCUACCGAAAUUGUGCGACAAUGGGGUCAGUAAAACGUUUUUCAUUCCACUAUGCGGAAAAACCGUCGACAUCCCGUACCUGUAUGCCCAGGGGCACAAAGUUUUCGGCGUCGAGGCGGUUACCAAGCCAAUCGAAGAGUUGAACGAAGAGCACUCACUGGGCCUGAAGUUUGAUACCGUAUCUUCAACGUAUGCUACAGAUGAUGGCGGAAUUAUAAUUUAUUGUGGAGAUAUAUUCACUUGCCCAUUCGAGAAAUACGGACCCUUUGAUUGUGUAUGGGAUCGGGCGUCGUUCAUAGCAUUUGAAUACGCUUUUCGACCGGCUUACAGUGAAAUGAUGCAGCGAAGCUUGAAAGUAAAGAAAGAGGGUGCAACUGGAGAAUACCAUAACUUCAAGUAUUUGAUGGAAACGUUGGAGUACGACAGGGAGCAAUUUUCUGGUCCGCCUCGGGCUACUGAUGCCAGCGAUAUGGACAAGUUCUUCGGAAACUUUGCAAAUUACGAAAUUGUCAAUCGAGAGCCGGACACACUAAGGGCGCUGCCAGACUUGAAAGUCGAAAUUGUUCACUAUUUUCUUACUCCGAAACAUUGAGAUUUUUGUAACUUUGUACUUGUUAAAAACAAAUCAAUAUUUUGAAAAUACA